AUGGCGGAGGCGUUUCCAAUUCCUCCCCUCUCUCGCGGACCCCCAAGUCCGCGUAAGAGAUGCCGCCUCCUCCGGGAGUCGGAGGAUAAUGAAGGGGAUAUGGAAAUCGAACACUACGUCCAUCGCACUGACCCAUUUCGAAGCAUUAGCUUCCCAAACCCCGAUCCGACAGCCCUUAACGUCACCACCAUGACCGCUGAGGAAGAUCCUACACAGCAUUUGCACCGUGACAUCUCCAACACCCUCGACCAGUAUGGUCUGCCAGCAGAGUCACUUUUUCAUAUGUUGAAUGCAACCAUCUCUGGUGCCAGCUUUCCUCUGCUUCGCGUUGUUGUUGCGGGUGAUCAUUCGGCUCUAGUGCCCCUAGGGUCCAUCAAAAGCGAUCUUACUACCCUUCUCGACAACCAUACCCUUUCACAGAUCCAGGUGGAGGUGAUCAACGGGGACCACUUUUAUAUCCCUACUUUGUUCCCGAUCCACUCAACAGCCGAGCUUGCCAUUGCGUUUCACCAUCUCAAGGAUGAGAUCGUCCGACUUCUCGACGAGACUCUUGGAACCAAAUGGCAACUGGUUUGUCCAUUCAAUGUUGGCAGGGAUUCCCGUUCCGCGCGGCCAGCCCUUGUUGUUGGUGUUCUACCUUCAACAAAUGCAAACUGGUAUCAGCUCCAAGCCCACCUGACGCAUCGACUUACGUCACACAUCCCUCCUGUUUUUACAGACAUCGAGUUUCUCCCUGGGAAACUCAGCCUCCUUGGGGAGGGUGAUCCCGUCUCAUUCAAAGAUCGCGUCAAAGGUCCUGGGGACAUUCAGAUGGGAUAUUCAAUCGGCAUUCGAGGACAUAGUAACGCUGGUACCUUAGGAGGCUUUGUCGAGGUUACAUAUGACGGCGAAACGCACCGUGGCCUCCUGACCAACUACCAUUUUGUGCGCCCCUCCCCCCCAUACGCUCACCUUGAUACAAUCAACCGUAAGGGCAUAUCUCCUCUCUCGUCUGUCCCCUUCCAGGGGGCAAUGACUGUAGAAUCUCUAGCCAGGAUGGACCGUGACUAUACCCUGACCGAUCUUGACGACCAGCUACACGCCCUGGAGACACAGAAGGCUCGGGUCGUAGACUUCAUCCGACAACGGCAGCUCAUUGGCAAGGCACCUCGCGCAUCCUCCCAACAGCAGCUUGAAGCCGUUGAAACCUGGGAGAGAACUCUGAUUGCAACGCGCCCAGUCAUCCAGGCGAUGCCACACGUCCUAGGUGACGUCCAUUCUGCGUCGGGCCUCUUAGUCCAUCGCCGACGUGUUAUUGAUUGGGCUUUCGUCGAGCUGACUCCGGAGGCCGAGGAGCGCUUCUUUAGGGCCAACCGAAUGCCCGAAGUCCCAAGAAACCAGAUGCCUCGAAGCGGGCGCUCCGGUCCACCUCCGGCUCUAGUUCCAGCAGGCACCCGUCUCGACGAAUUUAGCUCGUUAUAG
Penicillium egyptiacum is the source of this 1461-nucleotide messenger RNA. NCBI's taxonomy places the organism in Eukaryota, Fungi, Ascomycota, Eurotiomycetes, Eurotiales, Aspergillaceae. The record is from the annotation of a GenBank genome assembly.